CCAGGAUGUAAUUGUAACACAAAUAGUGUAUGUUUUUACUUCUAGCUAACAUUACCGGCGUAUUAUUUCAUGCACUGAAGUAGAGCCAGCUCGCGCGCGUUCAGUGGAUAUUUUACAUUUUAAAUAUACACGGAGUUGAACGAUCAAAUAUUGCAAAAACAUCAAAAAUGGCGGACAUGAUGAGUGAAAAGGGGAUGAUCGCAUUUAAACUGGUGGACUUUAAUAAAGAUGGUGUCGUCAAUGUUAAAGACAGAGAUGCUUGUAUUCAGUCAUUUCUCAGCGUUUUUCAACCAGGAGAUGACCGGAAACAAAAGAUGAUGAAUCAGCUAAAUGAGUUCUGGGAUAAAAUUGUCUUCCUAACAGAACAUCCGGAUUGGAGUAAAUCUUUAAAUCCUGAUGAGUUUCUAGAAACACGUAAAGAUGCAUAUACUAAAGAUUCUACAAAAACCAUCGCCGUAGUGCGAGAUGCCUUAAAACAACUGAUUAAUGCUGGAAGUGUUGACGAAUCUGGUCACUUUUCUUUUGAGGAAUUUAAAACACUACAUGAAGCGUUUAAUCUAAAAGAAGAGAACCUGGUAAAGGGUAUAUACAGUAUGAUUGGUCCUGAUGCAAAUGGAAGAAUUCCUGUUGAUAAUAUUGCAGAUUUCUAUACAGAACUAGCGAUGGGGAAUGACGAAGGGAAACAUGCACAAUACAAAACUGCUCUUGCAUCAGUUGGAUUUGUGUGACGCUUGUGACAAUAUAAUACGACCAAAAUUAACGUUGAAACAAAUCUAACUUAUUCCUGUGACUCUAUAAUGCUUUACGCGUUGUGAUUCUAAAAUCUCUUGUAUUUGGAUAUAUGAACUGAAUACGUAGAAAAUGAUAUUGUACUUUUAUAUAUAAAAUGUAGAUCGGAGAUAAACGCAUAAUGAAUAAAACUUAAUGUGUUUUAAUGAACGUUUUGUUUAACGUAAUGUAUUUGAAAAAAAAACAUAUUUAAAGUUUCACCAUGUCAUCGUUUUAAUGCUUUGGUCAGUGUAAGAUGACAAUUAACAUGUUUGUGUCAACAAAACCAACAAAAACGGUAUGAUUUAAGAGCGUUUAUUUCUAUGUGAAUUAACCAUCACCAAAAAAAAACAACUGAAAAUCGUGUUAAGAGGUUCAUACAAGUUGUUCAAAGAAAUAAAUCGGAAAGGAAAGUUUAUUUUGAUUUUUUAAUGUGAAUAGUUUAUAACAAAAUCAGUUAAUAUGUAUGCCCUGUGUGUCAAUGUAAAAGUAAUGUAACAUUGGUAUACAGUUUUAUUAGACGCCGCGUGCACGCAGCGGCUAUCGUUCAUUCGGCAACGGGAACAAUUUUAGUCUUGCUAUUGUAUAUUUUUGUUUUGUUUUAACAAAAUUACACUGUUUUCAGAUUCGGAAUUUGAAUUGCCCUAAUGAAAAUAUUUUUUCUGAUGUUCAACAUGUCACUGAGAUUUUGAUCAGUUGAAAUAAUCGUUUAAAUUUAGUGUUUCAUAUUCUUUUUAUUUUUUUCCCUUUUUCUAUUUACCUAAGGAAUAACCAAUCAAUGAGCCAGUCUAUUGUUUAAUGACGGGAAACAAGAUAUUUGGGUGUAAUCCCUCGCAAUUCCGUUACUUAACCUAAAUGCAUUUUCAAUCAAUUGGUGCCUCCUUAUAUUUAAGUGUCAGUGUACAUAGAGCAUAUACAAUGCACAACAAACCCGAAUAAGUGUAAACUUACAUCUUAAAAGUAAAAUAGGAUUUAUUGGAAGAUUUUAAAUUCAGUGUACAAACGUCUAAUUAUGACUCAGCCAGAAGGCAUUUCUUGACGCCAGGGGUAAUUUUUAACGCUUCAAACAGAUGUUUCAAUCCUUGUUGCGACAGGCAAACAUUGGUUUAUUCAGAAUUUCAGACAUGGCAUUACUUUGUGAAUUUAUGCAUUAGGUUCUUCUUUUCCACAAAAAUAUGCAACUUAUUAAACAACGGACGCAUACCAAUAAAACUUGAUUAGUGCUUCGGAUCUUCAACUGUAAUAGUGAACAAUUGUCAAGGCUGAUUUUGUACAUGAUUGCAUGUGACUGUUCACAUCAUUUGGCGGCGUCUUUGGUGUGCAGCAUCAACAUCACACUUGUAAUUUUCUUGAAAUGUAUACAUGUAUUUGUGUAACUCAAGAUAGCUAAACUACCUUCACAAUUAGCUGAACAUCUUAUCAUUCAUAUUUCUCAUGUUAUUGUCAAGGAGACGUUUAAGAACACUUUUGAAAAAACACCUGAUAUAAAAGUUAAUGAGCCAUUUAUCCUUUGGUUUUAAUUAGCAUUGCUACUUAAACAAAAUAAAUGUAGAAAAGGCACCAUCUGCCAAAUUUAUACUUGCGAUUUUAUAACGAAGGCGGUUGAUUUUAUAUUCUGAAAGAAAUAAUUGAUUGAUUCUCCUUAAUUCAUGUUAGGAAUUUUAGUUUAAACAUAUUUUAUUGCAUCAAAUGCAUGUCGAAUAUUAUACAAAUGAUGAGCAUAUA
This is a messenger RNA of Ruditapes philippinarum (Manila clam), 2493 nucleotides long. Its product is annotated as sarcoplasmic calcium-binding protein-like. Bases 168 to 728 code for a protein of 186 amino acids. Lineage: Eukaryota; Metazoa; Mollusca; Bivalvia; Venerida; Veneridae. The transcript has 2 exons. The record is from RefSeq and is a predicted model, not a curated record.